Durusdinium trenchii is the source of this 783-nucleotide messenger RNA. NCBI's taxonomy places the organism in Eukaryota, Dinophyceae, Suessiales, Symbiodiniaceae. The record is from the annotation of a GenBank genome assembly.
AGGCUGAUGGCCUGCACUGUCCAGAAGGCUUGCUACAAGAGGUGUCACGCCUACGGCAGCGACAUCCGCACUGGCUCCUCACCUGCGCCUGCCAUUCGGAGCGCUCGGUGGCCCUGGCCCAGGAGGAGGGCUGCGAUGCCGUGCUGUUCUCGCCCAUUUUUCCAACGCGGUCGCAUCCAGGGCAUCCAGGUGUGGGAGUGGAGAAGCUGAAGGCGGUGAUCAAGUCCCAUCCCUCCCUGCCGAUCUACGCCUUGGGCGGUGUGAACGGGGAGACGAUCGACGAACUGAUGGAGACGGGCUGUGCUGGGGUGGCAGCCAUCGACCUCAUCUCGCUGCUGACUGAGACCACCUCCUAAAGCGCUGAGGUGCCUCCAUGGAGCGAAGAUGAGUGGCGACCGGGACCCGUGUCUUUGUGGCGAAGGGUCCACCGUGGAGGACUUUUCCCGUUGAUCCAGUCCUGGUGGGUUGUGAAUGACUUUGCAAUAGCUUCCACCACAAGAAGACUGCCAGCUGAGUCUCAAAUCCUGUGCUCUCUUCUCAUGGUUUCCAGACGCCUUGCCCGCGGUGGCAGGGCACGUCAGCAGCGUCAGCAGCACUUGCACCAGCAUGACGAAGCCGCCCAGACCUACCACACCGGGGGGGCAGCCGAAUGGCACGCGCACGCAGCCAAAGGCGUGGGAAGCAGCGCCUCGCGUAGGAAGCAUGAUGCAAAUGAAUGCAUAGGAGUGCUAGGUUUGGACCAAAGAGGCUCCUAGCUGGAUCCGGGCCAAAAGACAAGCUCGC